AUGUCUGCUCCAGCUGCUCAACAACAAGGUGACGCCCCAAAGAGAAGAUUUGGUGGUAACAAAGGUGGUCAAAGAAGAGGUGGAAGAAGAGAUGAAGAAAAGGGAUGGACUCCAGUUACCAAAUUAGGUAGAUUAGUGAAGGCCGGUAAGAUCUCUUCCAUGGAGGAAAUCUACUUGCACUCUUUACCAGUCAAGGAAUACCAAAUCAUUGACCAAUUAUUACCAGAAUUGAAGGAUGAAGUCAUGAAGAUCAGAUCUGUCCAAAAGCAAACCAGAGCCGGUCAAAGAACCAGAAUGAAGGCUGUUGUCGUCAUUGGUGACUCUAACGGUCACGUUGGUUUAGGUAUCAAGACCGCCAAGGAAGUUGCUUCUGCCAUCAGAGCUGCUAUCAUCAUUGCCAAGUUAUCCAUCAUCCCAAUCAGAAGAGGUUACUGGGGUUCCAACUUGGGUAACCCUCACUCUUUACCAACCAAGGUUACUGGUAAGUGUGGUUCCGUUGCCGUUAGAUUGAUCCCAGCUCCAAGAGGUAAGGGUAUUGUCGCUUCCCCAGCUGUCAAGAAGUUGAUGCAAUUAGCUGGUGUUGAAGAUGUUUACACCACCUCCUCCGGUUCUACCAGAACCACCGAAAACACCUUAAAGGCUGCUUUCAUUGCUAUUGGUAACACCUACGCUUUCUUAACUCCAAACUUAUGGAAGGAAAACACCUUGAACGCUUCUCCAUUGGAAAUUUACGCUGAAGAAGCUUCUGCUACCAAGAGAAGAUACUAA
Molecule: messenger RNA, 768 nt
Organism: Dujonia railenensis
Lineage: Eukaryota; Fungi; Ascomycota; Pichiomycetes; Serinales; Debaryomycetaceae
Source: the annotation of a GenBank genome assembly